Molecule: messenger RNA, 4822 nt
Organism: Mastomys coucha (southern multimammate mouse)
Lineage: Eukaryota; Metazoa; Chordata; Mammalia; Rodentia; Muridae
Gene: Lrch1
Product: leucine rich repeats and calponin homology domain containing 1
Exons: 22
Coding region: 221-2497 (758 amino acids)
Molecular function (GO): protein binding
Source: RefSeq, a predicted model, not a curated record
AGCAGACACAGGCGCGUCGCCGCCGCCGCCGCCGCCGCCGUCGUAGCCCUCCGCUUCCCGGGCUGGAAACGUUGGCGAUCGAGCUGCUGCCUCCGGCUCUGCGCCGCCCGCCGCCCCUCCAGCAGUCCCGCGGCUUUCGAGGGAGCGCUGCGGGGACUCCGGGCCGCCGGGGAGACCUGUGACCCCGCGCCGGAGCGGCGGGGCGGGGGACCGGGAGAAGAUGGCGACGCCGGGAAGCGAACCCCAAGCUUUCGCGCCCGCUCUCUCGGUAACCGCCCUGCACCCGCAUCUCCACCAGCACCACCAGCACCACGGAGGCACGGGCGGCGCGGGCUUCCACCUGCCCUUGAACCGUGGGUUGGAGCGCGCGCUGGAGGAGGCGGCCAACUCGGGGGGCUUGAACCUGAGCGCCAGGAAGCUGAAGGAGUUUCCGAGGACUGCGGCCCCGGGACAUGACCUCUCGGAUACGGUUCAGGCAGAUCUAUCUAAAAACAGACUGGUGGAAGUGCCAAUGGAGCUGUGCCAAUUCGUAUCACUGGAAAUUCUUAACCUGUAUCACAACUGUAUCAGAGUCAUCCCCGAGGCCAUUGUUAAUCUGCAGAUGUUGACCCACCUAAACUUGAGUCGAAAUCAGCUGUCUGCCCUGCCCGCCUGCCUGUGUGGUCUGCCUCUCAAAGUCUUAAUCGCAAGUAACAACAAGCUUGGAUCACUGCCUGAAGAGAUAGGUCAGCUCAAACAGUUAAUGGAGUUGGAUGUGAGCUGCAACGAGAUCACAGCCUUGCCCCAGCAGAUAGGCCAGCUGAAGUCUCUCCGGGAACUGAACGUCCGAAGAAAUUACCUUAAGGUUUUACCACCAGAGCUAGUAGAUCUCCCCUUGGUGAAGUUUGACUUUUCCUGCAACCGGGUGCUGGUCAUCCCCAUCUGCUUCAGGGAGAUGAAGCAGCUGCAGGUGCUCCUGCUUGAGAACAACCCUCUGCAGUCCCCUCCGGCGCAGAUUUGCACGAAAGGAAAAGUCCACAUAUUUAAGUAUCUGAGCAUACAAGCAUGCCAGAUUAAGACAACCGACUCCCUUUACCUCCCCACCAUGGAGAGGCCCCAUUUACACCAGCAUGUGGAAGACAGUAAGAAGGACUCUGACUCGGGGGUUGGAAGUGACAACGGAGAUAAGCGGUUGUCUGCCACUGAGCCAUCUGAUGAGGACACGGUGAGCCUCAAUGUGCCCAUGUCAAACAUCGUGGAGGAAGACCAGACCAUCAAGGAGGAUGCGUGCCAUCGGCUCACCCCAGCUAAAGGAGAUUUUCAGUCGAAGCCUUCCCUUUUGGGUGACAGUGGCAGCUCAGGACAAGAAAGAGAGCAGUUUGCUGGACACACAGAUGUUCUACACCCUGGACUUACGAACUGUAUCAAGGACCAGGCAGAUGACUGUGAAGAGCUGUUGCGGAUAGAAGAGGAUGCUCACUGGCAGAUGGAGGAACUACUAAAUUCCUCCAAAGACCAGGAUUUGGAUAUAGCGAUGAUUGAGCAGCUGAGAGAGGCAGAAAACUUGCUUCAGGAUCCCAACGGUCUAAGCACAGACAUUACAGAGAGAAGUAUUUUGAACCUGUACCCUGUGGGCUCAGCAGAAGCCUUAGCAUUCCCUGGUCCUUCACUCAAUGGUCAGCUGCAGCUGGAGACUUCUCCGGAACGUGAGGUGCAGAAUGAUACAACGUUACAGAGUAAUGGAAGCCAGUAUUCACCCAGUGAGAUAAGAGAGAACUCCCCUUUGGUGUCUCCUACAGCAAACAUCACAGCUCCAUUUGGCCUGAAGCCUCGUUCAGGAAUGGGCAGCUUGCCUUCUUUUGAAUCACAGCAGAGAAAAGUGGCAAAGGGAACAUGUUCCUGGUGCCCUGAUGAGGUAAAGGGCAGACUGAAGGCAGAGUCCUCCCCAAGACGACCCCAGUUGCUUUCCAAGCAUGACCCAGCCCUCAUUCUCCCUCCUAUCUCCUUCAACAAACUUACACAGGCACAAACAUGGGACAACUCUAGCUACAGUGUUCCAUCCGAAGGAGACAGUGACAAUGUGUUUCUAAGACCUCAGAGAAACUUGGAAUCUAUAGAUCCACAGUUUACGAUUCGGAGGAAGAUGGAGCAGAUGAGAGAAGAGAAGGAGCUGGUGGAGCAGCUCCGAGAGAGCAUCGAGAUGAGGCUGAAGGUGACCCUACAUGAAGACCUGGGGGCGGCACUUAUGGAUGGUGUCGUGCUCUGCCACCUGGCCAACCACGUCCGACCGCGAUCUGUCGCCAGCAUCCACGUCCCCUCACCGGCCGUUCCCAAACUCAGCAUGGCCAAGUGCCGGAGGAAUGUGGAAAACUUCUUGGAAGCAUGCAGAAAACUCGGCGUUCCCGAGGAAAAGCUCUGUCUGCCUCAUCACAUCCUUGAAGAAAAAGGCCUGGUCAAGGUGGGCAUGACUGUUCAAGCGCUGUUGGACGUCACCGUCACCAAAGCUCUAUUCACAUGAGACCAAGCCCUUUCCUCUGGGUGGGCUCAGACUCUUCCCAGAGCAGGGACUCUGGGCUCUGCUCCUGGCACCUGUACCUGCUCCCAACUCACCACCCUGCCAGGUCCCCGAGGAGCUGCAUUGACGCGGUUUCAGCCUAAGGGAGGAUUCAGGACCUUUUAGAGUUGGCCUGCAGGUUUCAGGUUGGUCAGGUGUUACCUGACAGCGGGUAAGGGAGCUAGCGGAGAACUGAGUUAGCACAUCAUUGCCUUUCAAUCCCCUUCAUCCCUUCCACACUCACCAACCGCCAUUACCAAAUGCCAAGCACAACCGUUCCACAGUGAGUCGCGUCUGUUUCAUCAAAACCAAACUCCUUGCAGAACCAGUGGGGGAGGGGGAUGCAAUCAGGUUUAUUUUUUGCCACCAAAAUUUUUCAAGAUGUUUCUUGAGACCAUUGCCUUUCUGAAAAACUAUUUUCAGCAUACAAAAAAUAUUUAUAUAAAUAUUAUUUAUUAGCGAGUCAUUAUUCAUCCUUUGGAUGCAAAUUGUAAAUUAGGAAACUAUUUUAUUACUGCUUUUUUGUGGUUAAACAAUUUAUUUUAAUAUUAUAAAUACUGAGUUAUUUUUGAGCCUCUUUGGCAUGUAGGAGUUCCAGGUCUCGGUGUGCAUUCUGUGGUGUAUAUGAUUCAAGAAAGAAACAUUAAGCAGGAAACGCGUGCUUCUGUGACAGAGAGAGCUGUUUUCUGGGAGGUGUUAUCCACCUUUUGGUUUGUGGAACAUCAUUCUUAUUUAUAUUUCUGCAUUCCAUCCAGUUUCCUACAUUCCAGCAGCCCUCUUGUCCCCCAAUAUAAUAAACUGACUGAAAUCAAGAGAGCACCCCAAAGUUAUUUGUAAAUAGUUAUGUGGAAAAAAAAGACAUAUUAAACUUGAAGAUAAAAUGUGAAGUUUUUUUUUUUUUUCGGAUUCAUGUUUCUUUUGCUAUGCACAAAACAUUCACAUUUUAACACAGAGAAGUGGGAAGUGUUCAGUAUAAGUCUUGAAGUAUAAUUUUUGCACUGUAACUGAGGCGCAUCUAGCACCAGAGGUCUAUGUUGAAGAAACGGAUGAGAAAAUGGAGCUGGUUGAAGUUGACCGUCAAGCUACAAGGGCCGUAAGAACUCAAGUCAGGAAAACAAGCACAGAUGUACAACCGCCGGCUUUCUAAGAGCCAGAGAUGCCAAAAUGUAGACAUACUCGUUUUUAUUAUAAUCGAGCUGGUGCUUUUUUUAAGAGUCCAGACUUGGAAGGUUCAUAGUGUCCCAUAGGAAACUUGGGAAGUGUGCAGCUCGAAGGGCCUCUGGUGGGCAGCUACAUGUACAGCAAACAGGCUGAGAGAGGGUUAAGUAAGUGGAGUGUGUGAGCAGCUAGUGGGGAGCAAGGGCAAGCACAGUAGGACUAUCGGGGAGCCGGCCCUAGAGAGGAGCACACCCUAUCCUGUCAAUGGGUGAGCUUCCUUUCCAGGAAGGCUUCACAGGACUGUGCAGGGCAGUCACACCUGUACACACUCACCCUGUAGGUGUGGAUGGUUAACCCCCGUUGUUGUUCAUCUAUGGAAAGCUUGUGAAUGCCGACUGCACUUUGACCCCUGUGCAAAUCCAUGAGCGGUUUUUAGAGCAACAGUAGCAACAAUGGGGGACCAUCAAGGUGGACCACAAAGACCACAAGAGGGAUGAGUGUGGUCAACACAGACCGACGCUGCCUCAGGGCAGAGUGGACAGGUUCUGAGUGUGGGAAUUCAGACUGGCAGCUAGUGAUACUUUCUAUCAUAGGGACUGUGCACUUUAACAUAAAUAUAUUUGAAUAUUUUUCUGUACUGCACAAAUGCCUGUUUUGUCAAAUGGCGUAGCAAUGUAAAGACGAGAGGAUUUUUAAACAGAGUAUAUUCAGCUGAAGCAGAGGUCAGAGGUUAUCUACACAAGGACUUAGAAUGAUGUUCUAGAAUGUUGUACCCUCAGGGCAUUGCACCCCAGGGCCCUUAAAUAUAUUUUUACAUGUAUCUUUGACAACAUGAAGCUUAGUAACCAUUAUUUUUGGAUAUUUUUUCAAAAUUAAAAUAUUUCUUUUGAUAUUAAUUUCCAGUAUUUUCAUGAAAUUGGCUGUAUCAUACAAAUGGCUUCAAUAUUUUGUAAAAUGUUUUUUAUGCAGAUAUUAUAUGGAUAAGAUGUCUUCAUUAUCCCUGUACACUAUGUCUAUAAGUGCAAUGAAAUGUGCAUGGCUGGCUGAUAGUAUGAUAAGUAGACAGAAUGUAUAUAGUACAAACCCUUUUAUUAUUUAACAGCCAUUAAAAUUUUAAACUUGUAUCAACCA